GCAUGCAUAAUUUACCUUCAGACUGGUCAGAAGACGCGGAAAUGGGUUUUUCAAUAGGAGAAGACUUGACAGAUACAGCAUCGAGCUUGUUAGAGGAAACGGAAAAUUUACCGGAUAAAGAGGUGGAUAGUUCUGGAAAAAUUGUAAAUAAAUCAGGUGAUCUACAUACAUCUGAUGAAUUGAGUAAUGAAUUUUUACAGGAACGUAGAGUUCAAGAAGCACAAAAAUCUAGUAUCCCAGAAUUGCUGGAAUUUAAUGAAAACAAUCCAUAUAUUAAUAGUACACGAACUGCAAUUGAAGAGGAAUCUUCAUUCUCUGAACAAGAAAUUAACACAACACCUGUUACUCAACAGAGUGAAAAUGCACAAGAAUCUACUAUAAAACUUACUGAUAGGACACCAACAGAGAAUACUAUGAAAAUUGAUAGCAGAAUCGAGGAUACAAGGAAGGAAACUGAGUUGAAAGAUCCCAUAGCUACCUCAGGUCAGCCCCAAGACACAACAUAUCUAUAUAAAGAAGAUAGUACAGUGAUGGAUAUGGAUGAUGACAAUAAUACUGAGAGUAAUAUAGGAGGGUCAAAUAAUGGGACAGAUCAUGUCAUGAAAGAAGAUGGGGAAGGUACCUGGCCAUGGAUGCCAGAUGAUAUUAAAGUCAGCAACCAAGCAGGAAGUAUUUAUUCUGUUAAAAAAGCAGUAGAGUAUUUGCAUUCUAAAUCUAUAACUCCCACAGCUUCGCAAAUGAUAGUUAAGGAAUUAAAGGUAUUGGAGUCAUUACAAGAUGGUAAAGAGAAAAGAAGGUUAAUGAAAUUUCUUAAUUAUCGUUUAAUUGGUAGACAAUAG
This is a messenger RNA of Scutellospora calospora, 839 nucleotides long. NCBI's taxonomy places the organism in Eukaryota, Fungi, Glomeromycota, Glomeromycetes, Diversisporales, Gigasporaceae. The record is from the annotation of a GenBank genome assembly.